AACCGUCACGUCUGAAUUGGAUCACAUUUUUCCUCCUUUUGCCGCUUCCUCUCUCUCAUUAUUAUUCCUUUCUUUUGACUGCUUCACUCUUUCUCUUCCCGCUCUCUCCCGAUUUUUCUAUAUCCUUCUUCUCUUCAUUCCUGCCUUACAUCCCUUCCAAACAAACCCUUUUUCUCCUCCUCUCUCCUUCUCCAUUACCCUUUGAAGCUCAACUUCUUGAUCUUAUUUGCAGAUUUUCAGAUUCCCAAACAAUCUUUGAUCAUGUCAAUAUCUACAUCAUCUGGAUCAUCUUCUAGUGCUGCUGCCAUUGAAGACGAUUUCGAGGAUGCUUGUAGUAUCUGCCUUGAACCUUUUUCCAUACAUGAUCCUGCUUCUGUGACAACCUGCAAACAUGAAUAUCACCUACAUUGUAUUCUUGAAUGGUCACAGAGAAGUAAAGAAUGUCCAAUUUGUGGGCAGUCUCUUGCAUUGCAGGAUCCGUCAAGCCAAGAGCUUUUAGCUGCUGCUGAGGAUGAAAGGAGUUCUAGGACAAAGCACAUGUCAACCAAUAGAACAACUUAUCCACACCAAUAUCAAGAGUCUGGUCCUGGUUAUGGGUCUCAUUGGAUCGAUGACUCUGAUUUUAAUGAGCGAAUGAUGCAACAUUUGGCUACUAUGAUGAGCCGGGCUCGACAAGCCCGCAGAAAUGGGAGAUCUUCAAGGCAAAGUCCUUCCCCGGAGUACAUGUGUCCAUCUCGUGUAACAAAGUCAACUAUGCAUCCAAAUACUCCUGAAGAUGGUGAUUCUCCUUAUGGUUCAUCUGGAGGCAGCUCGCCUAUCCCUAGUAGCACCCGGACCCCUGUAUCAACUAGCCCGUCUCUCAUCAAUUUGUCUCCAACCUCUAACCAAAUAGGAGCUAUUCAUGAACCUUCUAGCCAAUCGUCUGACUCUAGUCAGAGACCUAAAUCGUCGGAGCUGCUUGCUUUUUCAGAAUCUAUUAAAUCCAAAUUUUCUGCCGCUUCAGCUAGAUACAAGGAUUCAAUUUCAAAAGGUACACAAGGUUUUAGGGAAAAGCUGCUUGCACAAAAUAGUUCUGUUAAGGAACUGAGUAAAGGAGUUCAGCGAGAGAUGUCUGCCAGUAUAGCUGGUGUUGCACGAUUGAUAGAACGCCUUGACCUCAAAUCUAAACGGAGCACACAUCCUGGAAAAGUUCUUAGUCAUGGUAGGGAGGCCUCAGAUUUCUUCUCUAAGGGAAAAGGGGUGCUGGAUCAUAUUUUAGCAAGUUCUCAAGAGAACCAUGUAGCAACGGGACUAGAUUUAGAUUUGCACGAAAAUUCUCAGGCUACAAGCUCUAUCUCGACUCAUAAUGAUCUUUCCUGCGCAAAGGAGAUAAAUUAACAUUGGAAUAUGGCUUUAUUGGAUGUAUUGAGGUGCUGUUAGAAAUGUUAAAGAAAACCUAUUUUCCGUUGCAAGAGACGUCCGCUAAGGAGGCCAAUCUAGCCUUGUUGGUUCCAACGUCCUGCAGGUGGUAAUCUAUCUUACUUCUAAAGGAAAACUUUUUGUGAGUUGCAGUCGAGAUUAUCUGUAUAUACAUGAGAUUGAUGGAAUUUUUAAGUGGUGACUUUAAUUUGGUUUCAUGUCAUGAUGGUUGCAGUUGUAAGAUGCCAUUUUUUAUCUACUCAUGAAAAACAUACAUUUUCAAGCUGCA
Molecule: messenger RNA, 1687 nt
Organism: Amaranthus tricolor (Joseph's coat)
Lineage: Eukaryota; Viridiplantae; Streptophyta; Magnoliopsida; Caryophyllales; Amaranthaceae
Product: E3 ubiquitin-protein ligase RHF1A-like
Exons: 8
Coding region: 262-1377 (371 amino acids)
Molecular function (GO): ubiquitin-protein transferase activity
Source: RefSeq, a predicted model, not a curated record